Messenger RNA from Chrysochloris asiatica (Cape golden mole), 1387 nucleotides. It is a transcript of the gene SERPINE2, whose product is annotated as serpin peptidase inhibitor, clade E (nexin, plasminogen activator inhibitor type 1), member 2. The record is from RefSeq and is a predicted model, not a curated record. Bases 22 to 1215 code for a protein of 397 amino acids. The transcript has 8 exons. Gene Ontology annotation, molecular function: serine-type endopeptidase inhibitor activity. Lineage: Eukaryota; Metazoa; Chordata; Mammalia; Afrosoricida; Chrysochloridae. Gene Ontology annotation, biological process: negative regulation of plasminogen activation; negative regulation of endopeptidase activity.
UUGUCCUUGCUGGAAGGAACCAUGAAUUGGCAUUUUCCAUUCUUCCUCUUGGCCACGGUGACUCUUCCUUUAGUCUGCUCCAAGUUCAACCCACUUUCUCUCGAGGAGCUUGGCUCCAACACGGGAAUCCAGGUUUUCAACAAGAUCGUCAAGUCCCGGCCUCAUGAGAACAUCGUCAUUUCCCCCCACGGGAUUGCAUCGGUCCUGGGGAUGCUUCAGCUGGGGGCUGAUGGCAGGACAAAGAAGCAGCUCACCAUGGUGAUGAGCUACGGUGUGAAAAGAGUCGGCAAAAUGCUAAAGAAGAUUAACAAGGCCAUCGUCUCCAAGAAGAAUAAAGACAUUGUAACUGUGGCCAAUGCAAUGUUUGUUAAGAAUGGCUUUAAAAUGGAAGUGCCUUUUGUGACAAGGAACAAAGAUGUCUUUAAAUGUGAAGUCCGGAAUGUGAACUUUGAAGACCCUGCCUCUGCCUGUGACUCCAUCAACAUGUGGGUGAAGAAUGAGACUAGGGGUAUGAUCGACAAUCUCCUCUCCCCAGACCUCAUCACAGGCGAGCUCACCAGGCUGGUCCUCGCCAAUGCCGUGUAUUUUAAGGGUUUGUGGAAAUCACGGUUCCAACCUGAGAACACAAAGAAACGGACCUUUGUGGCCGCCGAUGGGAAGUCCUAUCAGGUUCCGAUGCUGGCCCAGCUCUCCGUGUUCCGGUGUGGGUCCACCAGCACCUCCAACGAUUUGUGGUACAACUUCAUCGAGCUUCCCUACCAUGGGGAGAGCAUCAGCAUGCUGAUUGCACUGCCUACCGAGAGCUCCACCCCGCUGUCCGCCAUCAUUCCCUACAUCAGCACCAAGACCAUAGACAACUGGAUGAACAUCAUGGUGCCCAAGAGGGUGCAAGUGGUCCUGCCCAAGUUCACAGCUGUAGCACAAACAGAUCUGAAGGAGCCACUGAAAGCUCUUGGCAUUACUGAGAUGUUUGAUCCAUUAAAGGCAAACUUUGCAAAAAUCACAAGGUCAGAAAACCUUCAUGUUUCUCACAUCUUGCAAAAAACAAAAAUUGAAGUCAGUGAAGAUGGCACCAAAGCUUCGUCAGCAACAACCGCCAUUCUGAUUGCACGGUCUUCACCGCCAUGGUUUAUAGUAGACAGACCUUUUCUAUUUUUCAUCCGACAUAACCCUACAGGUGCUCUCUUAUUCAUGGGACAGAUAAACAAACCUUGAAGAAAAUAUGUAAGAAACCCGACAAAGCAAAGACCACUUUGCUAUGAAGAAAAGACUCCUCUUUUACAUCUCUCAUAGUUAUGUUAAAUAUUUUUGUACGUUGCCUCCUUUUUCAAAACUAGUUCAUAGCAACAGAGAUUCUGGGGACACCAGCAUUUCUGUCCUGGGACGU